UUCCAGGUUAGUUUAGUUAUCUGAAAUUCUCUGUGUCAAUCAGACUUGAAAAAUAAACCCCAAAUAUUUCUUUCUCUCUUUUUUUUUGUGCUUAGGGCUAGUGUUAGAAACCUGUACCAACAGCAGGCCAGACUCAAAUAUCAGCUAUGGCAGCCCAUGCAUGAAGUUGAUGCCUUUGAACUAUUUCCUAUAGAUGAGAGACAUAGCACAUGCUGUGGUAUUUAUGAGCCGCCAUUUCUUGUAUUAUUGUGGUGAACCUACUCUGGAUGUGAAGAUUGCCUUUUGUCAGGGAUUUGGGAAACAAGUGGAUGUGUCAUACAUUGCCAAGCAUUACAACAUGAGCAAAAGCAAAGUUGACAACCAGUUCUACAGCGUGGAAGUUGGUGACUCGACCUUCACAGUCCUCAAACGCUACCAGAACUUGAAACCCAUUGGCUCUGGGGCUCAGGGAAUAGUUUGUGCUGCGUAUGAUGCCGUCCUUGACAGAAACGUGGCCAUUAAGAAGCUCAGCAGACCUUUUCAGAACCAAACCCAUGCCAAGAGAGCUUACAGGGAGCUGGUCCUCAUGAAGUGUGUGAAUCAUAAAAAUAUUAUCAGUUUAUUAAAUGUCUUCACACCACAGAAAUCUCUGGAGGAGUUCCAGGAUGUCUACCUGGUAAUGGAGUUAAUGGAUGCCAACCUGUGCCAGGUCAUUCAGAUGGAGCUGGACCAUGAGCGAAUGUCUUACCUUCUGUACCAAAUGCUCUGUGGAAUCAAGCAUCUUCACUCUGCAGGGAUUAUUCACAGGGAUUUAAAACCAAGUAACAUUGUAGUGAAGUCUGACUGCACGUUGAAGAUUCUGGAUUUUGGGCUGGCCAGGACUGCAGGCACCAGCUUCAUGAUGACCCCGUAUGUGGUGACACGUUACUACAGAGCCCCGGAGGUCAUCCUGGGAAUGGGCUACAAGGAGAACGUUGACAUGUGGUCAGUAGGGUGCAUCAUGGGCGAAAUGAUUAAAGGUGCUGUGUUGUUUCCUGGCACUGAUCAUAUUGAUCAGUGGAAUAAAGUAAUUGAGCAGCUGGGAACACCCUGUCCAGAAUUCAUGAAGAAGCUGCAGCCGACAGUGCGGAACUACGUUGAGAACAGACCCAAGUACGCUGGCCUCACUUUCCCCAAACUUUUUCCAGACUCUCUCUUCCCAGCGGACUCAGAACACAACAAACUCAAAGCCAGCCAAGCCAGGGACCUCUUAUCAAAGAUGCUGGUCAUUGAUCCAGCCAAGAGGAUAUCAGUAGAUGAAGCCUUACAGCAUCCAUACAUUAAUGUCUGGUACGACCCAGCAGAGGUGGAGGCGCCUCCUCCUCAGAUAUAUGAUAAACAGCUGGAUGAAAGGGAACAUACAAUCGAGGAAUGGAAAGAACUCAUCUACAAAGAAGUAAUGAAUUCUGAAGAAAAGACUAAAAAUGGCGUAGUAAAAGGACAGCCUUCUCCUUCAGGUGCAGCAGUGAACAGCAGUGAGAGCCUCCCUCCAUCCUCAUCUGUCAACGACAUCUCAUCCAUGUCCACGGAUCAGACCCUGGCGUCGGACACGGACAGCAGCCUGGAAGCUUCUGCGGGACCCCUCGGUUGUUGCAGGUGACUAGCCGCCUGCCUGCGAAACCCAGCGUUCUUCAGAGGAUGAUGGAGCCCAGGAGGGAAACACGAUGGGAGCUGAGAGACGAAAAGAAAGGGAAAUCAAGUGCAAAGAUUUAAAGCGAAACAAACAAAGAAACAAGCGAACAAACAAAAAUUCUUUUCAGCCUGCUUCUCCUACAGAGUUAUGUAAUGCAGCUAAGCUCAAGUGUGUAUUUAACUUAUAGUUGCUCUGCUUUGGUCUUCUUCCAGUGAUGCUUACUGGGGGGGAAAAGGAAAAAAGGAACUGAAAAAAAAUCCUUUUUUUACUCCCCUCCCCACAAGAUGUAAAAUGAAUGGCUGCAAAACCAGCAACCUGCAACUGUCUUUUUCACACUGGCAUGACAAGGUGUGCAGUAGCCACGCUCCACCCUACGAGUGUGUGUGUGCCUGCCUUCACUCUCUGCUCUGCCAUCUGCCCAGUGAGGCAGGCAGGGGUCUCCAUGCAUUCCUCCUCACACACAAACAGCACAUACACACACACAGGUGCCAACAGAGCCCUGGCAGUGCACUCAGCUGAGUGCCUGCACAUCUGCACAGGCACUUGGUGUGCUCUCCACACCUAUAAAUGGCCCGUUCCAGGCGAACUGCUUGACUUGCUUAUGGGAUCUCACAGUACAUAUUCUAUCUGUUUGCUCAUUGAUGAGGUUGCAUAUACUGGAUGAGGACUUGUGGAAGUGUAAAUAACCACACAGAACUGUGGCUCCCUCAGACACUUGAAGAUGUAGCACCAAAUUUCUGCUGAGAGUUGUAUAUAUAUUUUGAAAUAAUUACCAGUUUUACUGAAAGAAGAAGCCACAGAGCUUCAUAGAAAAAUGCUAGUUUGUGAAUGUUAAGACUUGUUGUUCUGAUUUUUAGAGCAGAUAUGCCAAGACUGGGUUAGAAGGAAGCACAUGUAUCUUUGCAAGCUACAGGGAACAAGAAUGAAGGGGUUUUAUGCAUGUCUAAGCCCAGAAAGGUAUCAGUAAGCAACUUUUUCUGUCAAUAUUAAGUGAGUUAUCAUCUUAGGUCAUAGAUAGGCUCGCUAUUUUGAAGUACAUGUAUGUUUGUAAAUUGGAGGGUAUGACAGGGUUGGGGAAUGAGCAGUCUAUGAUCAAAAGGACAUGCACCAACUUGUUUUUUUUAUGUCUAGAUCUUCAUUAGGUUAGCUAGAGAAGGGAUAUUUGCAGCCCACUCCCUCUCAGUGUGUGUUUGCAGCUUAGAGGUUGUUUUCCCUUUUCACCAUUCCCUUGCAGGCACUUCUGCUACUCAGAGAGCAGGCAUUGGCUGAGUGCUUUUGGCUGUUCAUUUCCUCAUGAAAAAUUGGACUCCCCAGGAAGUUUUAGCAUGUGUGUUACAUGGAAAAGAACCACAGAGUGCAUGGGCCUCAUUUUCCUGUAUUCUAACAGCCAAGGUUAAUCAAAGGUCAGUCAGCUCGUGUGCUGGGCUGGAAGGGUCACAGCCAGGGGUCUUGGGCAGUUUGGACAAGUUCUGAAGAACCCAACAGUGACUGAAUAUCAAAUUGAAUUUGCCAGGUAAUAAAGCAGAGGAUUUCCCGUGGUGAGUAACAGCAAGUGCUUUUUGUAGAGAAUGACAAAAUUCCACACAGAACUUUAGAACAACCAAAUAUUUUUCCAGCCAAAACAGCAACUGACAUUUUCCACUGCGAGGUCAUCAUUAUCUGAGUUGGAAAUUAACUAAAAUCCAAGUCAUCUGUCCUUUUACCAAAGUAUGCCAUCUAAACUGAAAUGAGCUAAAUCCUACUCUAAUGAUUUUCCAAAUGCCAGAGAGAGAAACUGUUUAGACUAUGUUAGUGGAUAUUUUAAAUUCACUAAUUCUUUUGUAUUCAAAACUCUGCCAAAAUAGCACUGUGGCUUACAAGCGUGCCAUUCUGUGGUAGGAAAAAGGUUAGUUUCAAGUGAGAUUUUGUUCAAAGGGAAGAAAAAAACUUCUCUCCAGGGUGAGGAGGAGGGGAGAUAAAAAUUAAGAGGAUACAAAAUAAAAUCAGACUUGGUAAGUUUGAGCUGUAUCAGAAUUGCUGUAGGAAGUGGGGGGUCUUUCCCUGGUUAUAUUUUCGGUAGAUUUUUAUCAAAUUUUUUUGAGAAUAAAAUUAGGUUGUUAAUGUUCUAAAAACUCAGAGCAGUAAUUUUAAAAGCAAUAAUUUACUACUGCUAAAUAUAUUUAGCAAUAUUUUCUCUUAAGCCAUGAAACAUCAGGUCAUUAUUGAGUGAUGUAACUCUCGCUCCAAAGCCAAUGAUCAUAAAAGUACUGAAAGGUUAACAGCAAAGCUCUGUAGGUAUGUAGGCAAUAACACCAAGGGUGACUUCUUAGCAAUAAUUAAAUCUAUCACCUCCAGAUUUAAUUCACCAUAGUUACAUAUUAAUAAUAUUCAGGUAACUAGUACCUACUAUACAUUCCUUAGUGUGCACCAUUUGGGUGUUUUAUUUAAACAAAGCUAAGUCUCAUCGAGGCAAAACUGCAAAAAUAUCACGAGUGUAGACUGUAGAAGCUUGGAGCAGUCCCAGUUCAUUGGAUGUGGCAUAGGCAAUAGCAGAGAAGCCUUUUAUAGCAGAUGGAGUCUUGCAGACCUCCCAUGUUUCAGGUCUUGAAGGCAAAUCUGUACUCUUAGUCCCAUGGCAUAAUUCAGUCCUGUUUGGGUUCAUCAGUGUGGGGUGGAGAAGCAGUCACCAGAGAAGGUGUCCUUAGGUCAGCACUGAAGGGACUCACAACACAGGAGUUACAUAAUCAGCUUUAUUCCUGAUUCUAGGCACCAGAGCUUCUUCAAACAUAUCAUGGAGACUGAAGGAUGCUUACAAAAAUUUAACUAGCGUGUGCUUUUGUCCUUUGCUCAGCAGUGAUCGACAUCAGCAUGUGCUGAAGUGCCUUGCUGAAAUGGGGCCUGAAAGAAUUACUGCAUCUCUUUUUGUCCUCAAAUUAGUCUCCUUCAUAAGAAACUCUGUCGGGGGAGGAGACUUGGAGCUGUCCACAUUGGACACUAGAAAAAAUAAAAGCCAUCAAUGAAGGAAAGCACUAGUGCUUUACAAUUCUGGUUCUUGUUUGUCCAAACCAUCAAGCAGGAAUAGCAUCCUUUGUUUUGCUUUGUGCCAGGAAUUCAGUGCUGUCAGCUGAUACCUUGCAAUAAUACAUGUACUCUUGAAGAAAGGAUCGUGGU
Molecule: messenger RNA, 4801 nt
Organism: Ficedula albicollis (Collared flycatcher)
Lineage: Eukaryota; Metazoa; Chordata; Aves; Passeriformes; Muscicapidae
Gene: MAPK10
Product: mitogen-activated protein kinase 10
Exons: 13
Coding region: 194-1618 (474 amino acids)
Biological process (GO): JNK cascade; protein phosphorylation
Cellular component (GO): nucleus; cytoplasm
Molecular function (GO): ATP binding; JUN kinase activity
Source: RefSeq, a predicted model, not a curated record